Molecule: messenger RNA, 2791 nt
Organism: Erythranthe guttata (spotted monkey flower)
Lineage: Eukaryota; Viridiplantae; Streptophyta; Magnoliopsida; Lamiales; Phrymaceae
Gene: HSP89.1
Product: HEAT SHOCK PROTEIN 89.1
Biological process (GO): protein folding
Molecular function (GO): ATP-dependent protein folding chaperone; ATP hydrolysis activity; ATP binding
Source: RefSeq, a predicted model, not a curated record
UAUUCUCUAAAACCCUACAUUUGCAUACAGAAAGCCCCAACUCAAAGCCUGCAAUCAUCUCUCUCGUCUCUCUCUCUCUCUCUCUCUCUCUCUGCCCGUACAAAUCAAUCUCCGAAAAUGCACAGGCUGUCGAGACGUUCCGUCUCCGCUAUCAUCCGCGAUGCAGCUAAUCGACACCAACCACUCUCUUCCGCAUUUACACUCAUUCAUCGUCCGUCUGGUGAGAGUGAUACAACAAAGAGAUGGUGCUCUGUGUUAGCAACUGGCAGCAAUGGUAUUGGUGUGAUAAAGCCAUUUAACUUAAAAAGUGGGCUUGUUGUGGGCCGUCGUUAUGAGUCAACUGCUGCUGCAUCUGAUGCCUCAACCCCUCCAGCUGAAAAGUUCGAGUACCAAGCAGAGGUUAGCCGUCUCAUGGACCUUAUUGUGAAUAGUUUAUAUAGCAACAAGGACGUGUUUCUUCGGGAGCUUAUCAGCAAUGCAAGUGAUGCAUUGGACAAGCUACGGUUUCUCAGUGUUACUGAUCCCCAGCUCUUGAAGGAUACAUAUGAUCUUGACAUCCGAAUCCAGACGGACAAGGAUAAUGGAAUAAUCACGCUUACAGAUACUGGAAUCGGCAUGACGCACAACGAGAUUGUUGACUGUCUUGGUACUAUUGCACAAAGUGGAACUGCUAAAUUUUUAAAAGCAUUGAAGGAUAGCAAGGAUGCUGGAACUGAUAGCAAUUUGAUUGGUCAGUUUGGUGUGGGAUUCUAUUCCGCGUUCCUUGUUUGUGAGCGGGUUGAGGUCUCAACAAAGAGCCCCAAAUCUGACAAACAAUACGUGUGGGAAGGUGAAGCAAACUCCAGUUCCUAUACCAUCCGAGAGGAGACUGAUCCUGCUAAGCUCAUUCCCAGAGGAACUCGUCUUACUCUACAUCUUAAGCGUGAUGACAAAGGUUUUGCACAUCCAGAAAAAAUCCAGAAGCUUGUGACAAAUUACUCGCAGUUCGUCUCCUUCCCAAUUUACACAUGGCAAGAGAAGGGAUACACUAAGGAGGUUGAUGUUGAUGAGGAUCCUGCUGAAGCCAUUAAGGACGAACAAGAUGGGAAAACUGAGCAGAAAAAGAAGAAGACUAAGACUGUAGUUGAACGAUAUUGGGAUUGGGAGCUUGCAAAUGAUACUCAGCCUAUAUGGCUCCGGAACUCGAAAGAAGUCACCACGGAGGAUUACAAUGAGUUCUACAAGAAGACUUUUAAUGAAUAUUUGGAACCUCUUGCCUCUUCACACUUCUCUACUGAGGGUGAAGUGGAGUUCAAGUCUAUUUUGUAUGUGCCAUCAAUAGCAGCGACAGGGAAGGAUGACAUAGUUAAUCCCAAGACAAAGAAUAUAAGGCUCUAUGUCAAACGUGUAUUCAUUUCCGAUGACUUCGAUGGUGAAUUGUUCCCACGGUACUUGAGCUUCGUUAAAGGUGUUGUGGAUUCUAAUGAUCUUCCAUUGAAUGUCUCGCGUGAAAUCCUUCAAGAAAGUCGUAUUGUGCGCAUUAUGAGGAAACGUUUGGUGCGCAAGGCCUUCGACAUGAUUCUGGGCAUAACUAUGAGCGAGAAUAGAGAUGACUAUGCAAGGUUUUGGGAGAACUUUGGCAAACACAUGAAGUUAGGCUGCAUUGAAGAUCGUGAGAACCACAAACGCAUUGCUCCACUAUUACGAUUUUUCUCAUCUCAGAGCGAGGAGGAUGUGAUCAGCUUGGAUGAAUAUGUUGAGAACAUGAAAACUGAACAGAAAGAUAUAUAUUACAUUGCAUCAGACAGUGUAACUAGUGCAAGGAAUACGCCCUUCUUGGAGAAGCUUGUUGAGAAAGAUAUUGAGGUUUUGUUCUUAGUGGAUCCUAUAGAUGAGGUUGCCAUCCAAAAUCUGAAAUCAUACAAGGAGAAGAACUUUGUUGACAUCAGUAAAGAAGAUUUAGAUCUGGGUGACAAGAAUGAAGAGAAGGAAAAGGAGAUGAAGCAAGAGUUUGGACAGACAUGUGAUUGGAUCAAAAAACGCUUAGGUGAUAAAGUUGCAAGUGUUCAAGUCUCGAAUCGUCUCAGUACAUCACCUUGUGUGCUUGCCUCUGGGAAGUUUGGUUGGUCUGCUAACAUGGAAAGGCUGAUGAAAGCACAAACAGUUGGCGAUCCCUCCAGCCUUGAGUUUAUGAGAAGUAGGAGAGUUUUUGAAGUCAAUCCAGAGCAUCCAAUCAUCAGAACCUUAAAUGUUGCAUGCAAGAGUAGUCCAAAUGACGAGGAAGCAUUGAGGGUCAUUGAUCUCUUGUAUGACACAGCUUUGAUAUCCAGCGGUUUCACUCCAGAGAGCCCAGCACAGCUUGGAGGAAAGAUAUACGAGAUGAUGAAUAUGGCUCUUGUAGGAAAGUGGGGUAGUGAUGGAUUUCAGCAGCAGCAGCAGCAGCAGCAGCAGCAGGUAAACCCCACUGAGACGAUUGAGGCUGAGGUUGUCGUUGAUCCUGUUGAAGCUGGUGCUCAGAAAUCAUAGGUUGUCGAUCCUAUGUUGAGAUUGAUUUUCAAAAUCACAGAGUAGACGUCUAUUUGUGCUGUCAGAUGAAUAAAAAAAUUACUGCAACACUUGUGUUUAUGUAAUUUUAUUCUGAUGGAGACGAUUUCACAGCAUUGUAGGCUAUUUUGCUUUCCAUUUUUAUGAGUAUGUUAUCGUUACACUUUUUCAUUUUUGUCUAUACCCCUUUCCCACAAGCUCAAACUUGGCAUGAAAGCCCCCUCAGCGAACACCCAAUUCGGGUUUUGGAUGGAUUAAAUUUGUUCUU